Molecule: messenger RNA, 606 nt
Organism: Notothenia coriiceps (black rockcod)
Lineage: Eukaryota; Metazoa; Chordata; Actinopteri; Perciformes; Nototheniidae
Product: protein FAM189A2-like
Exons: 4
Coding region: 54-521 (155 amino acids)
Source: RefSeq, a predicted model, not a curated record
AAGUCUUGUUUGCACUGUGUGCUCUGAACGCUCUGACCACUGCUGUGUGCCUGAUGGCAUCCGCGCUGAGAUACCUGCAGAUCUUCACGGCGAGGACACCCUGCAUGGACGAGCAAAGGGCCACAGCUGAAGAGAGGGAGGAGCCUGCUCAGGUCCCUGACCCAGAUGAGUUUGUGGCCCCAGCCCCUCCCCCCUCCUACUUCUCCACUUUCUACUCGUACACACCACGCUUGGCCCGCAGGAUCCUCGGGGACAGUGUGAUCCCUCUCCCUCACAUCUACGGUGCUCGAAUCAAAGGGGUGGAGGUCUUCUGUCCGUUGGACCCCCCACCUCCAUAUGAGGUUGUUGCUGGAAGCUCUGCCAAUGCACUUAUACAGGAGACAGAGAUUGCACUGACAGAGCUGACUAUAUACACGACGGCCUCUCCCUCAGAAGCCAGUGAUCCAGGUAGGACAUACUUACACACCAGGCCGAGUGUCGAUUGGCUGAUAACGGCUCUCAAUCUUUGUACUGCCCUUUGAUAGGAUGAUCAGGGGGAACAAAAACGCUGUAACAGUGGUUCUCCAGUGUCAUGUACUAACUCCUGCUGUAUCGUACUAUCAAGCU